Molecule: messenger RNA, 195 nt
Organism: Oppiella nova
Lineage: Eukaryota; Metazoa; Arthropoda; Arachnida; Sarcoptiformes; Oppiidae
Source: the annotation of a GenBank genome assembly
AUGUUAGGGUUGUGUGUAUUCUCACUAAUACUGGGUUUCGCUGUCAAACAGUUGGACUCAAAGGCCGAUACUAGUAAUGCCAAUCGGAAUAUUUUUCUGGAUUAUAUUUGCACUGAUUAUGUCUAUGGCAUUACCUGGAGCACCGGGAGGUGGAUCAUCUUUGGUCAAUUUUAUGACGUUUUGCGCUCUAAGUAA